AGCCAUACAGUCUCCAGAUUCAGGUUGACCAUCUGGUGGGGGGUUCUCCCCUCCGCCGCUUGGCCCGCUUGGGGGGUCGCUCGAAGUCGGACCUUCGCCGCAUGGAGCCAUGUGGCGCAUCAUCGGUGGGGAGAAGGAGGGUCUCCUGGUGCGAGCAGGUCCCAGCCUCACCGAAGCGCUGUUGCCGCAGCGCUUGGCGCAAAACGCCCUGGUGGACGAGUUGGGACGCGCGGGGUCCUCGCGCUUGCACUACCGGCUCAUUUCGGGCACUGGCCCCAGCGAGGGGUGGAUCAGCACGCAGAUCGCGGGGAAGACGCUGGCAGUGAAGCUGGAAGAAGCACCGGGAGCAGCGGCCGACGGGAGCUGGAGCACUGAGGGCACUGGGAGCAUGCCACCCGAGCUGGCGACUAUCCUGGAGAAGGGCACCAAACAUGUGACCGCUUGUGCCUGUGAUCAGGAGGACCUACAGAUGUUCCAUGCGAUUCGGCAAGAGCUUUCGCAAGGGCAACGGCCCUUCAGUGGGAACUGGCGUCCUGCCAAUGAUGGGAAAUGGAAGACACCUUGGAGGAACGGCUUGGGAAGCGAACAAGUGGAGGCCGCCGACGGGCAGAAGCUGCCGUACCUGGCCAAGACCUUGCGGAAGCUCAUGGACAUGGUGAAUGCUGAGAUGUUGCAGUGGUGGGCCAACUUCUAUGAGGAUGGCUCGGUGGGUUGCGAGUUCCAUCACGACGGGCACGCGGAACACAACAUCACCGUGGGCGCCUCCUUUGGCGCUGCCAGGUUGUUGACCUUCCACCACGAGGACACUGGAGCUGAGAGGUCGUUCCUGCAGCGGAACGGCGACAUCUUUGCCUUCGACCACUCGGUGGACGAGAAGUUUAUGCACGGGGUUUACCCGGUGGAGGACGAAGCCCUGGGUCCUCGGAUCUCGGUCAUCAUCAUGGGUCGCUUACGCCCCAACAGCGGCCUCCACCGGAGCUUCGUCCAGGAUCAGCGAGAAAACCGCCAGAACUUCUUCCAUGAUUGCAUUGAACGAUUCAGAAGACUCGAAAAGUCUAUCGAAACUCAGGAGGCCACUCUGCUUGAAAAGGAGGCCUCCUUGCGGAAGCUCUUGGAAGAAACCGCGAUGCAGGCACUGGAAGAAGAUGUUGGAGAACUGCUGGAAAGAAAGCAUUCCAGCAAACAGAGCAUGCAACUCCUGCUGGAAGAGUUCAACAGGAACACAUCCAGUUCGGCGUUUGCUCAGCUGCAGAUGAAGGGCAUUAGCCUGAUGAAGCAACAGCAAGCCCUGUUGAAGGACUUCAAGGCCUUGGUGUCCAAAGAGGAGAAGCGCGGUCCUCGCGGUCCUCGAGUGCAGGAGAAGAUGCUAUGCCGCCCCAUGGCUGCCCGCUUGUCUGGCGAAGAGGUGUCCUGAGAUGCCAUCGAACCUGGUCUUCGAGCGAGCUCUUGAUCAUCUUCGUCAUUGAAGCCGUUGGAGCCAUCGGGGGCUUGGCCAUCUACUCGGCUGGAGCAGCUCCUCAGACCUCGGGGCACCCGGCCCCGUGAGCGCUCGCGUUGGGCCAAAACGGGUGAGAACCUGGAGCUGCGGACGGGGCACUGCAGACGGGGGCAUGGGGCCAUGAGGCAGCGCGCGAGGGGUUUGGAACUGGCGUGCUCAAGUCAAGUGGACUCUCUUUUUGGUUUUGCAGAACUUAGUUGGUCCGGAGUUGG
This is a messenger RNA of Durusdinium trenchii, 1710 nucleotides long. Lineage: Eukaryota; Dinophyceae; Suessiales; Symbiodiniaceae. The record is from the annotation of a GenBank genome assembly.